This is a messenger RNA of Paramecium tetraurelia, 5745 nucleotides long. RefSeq lists its product as uncharacterized. The record is from RefSeq and is a predicted model, not a curated record. Lineage: Eukaryota; Ciliophora; Oligohymenophorea; Peniculida; Parameciidae. Gene Ontology annotation, biological process: cilium assembly; centriole elongation. The transcript is spliced from 3 exons. Gene Ontology annotation, cellular component: centriolar satellite; centriole.
AUGCCACCCAAGAUUAAACCAAAACAAAUCAGAUAAAUGAUUCAAAGUACAACCAUUCUGCCACCAGGAACUGACAAAGGGUCAGAUAAAUCAUUUGGAGAAUUUUGUAUUAAAAUGAGUAAGGUCUAAUGGAUUCAAGAUUCAAACCCUCAUUCUGGCAAUUUAGUCUAUCGUAUCUCUUUUUGGGGAUAGGAAGGAGAUGGACUAUUAGUAUAAGCAGUAAACUAAAAUUUGCAAUACUCAAGUGAAUUGAAGUAUGACAUUCGAGUUCCGAUUAUUUAAUUUCAUAAAUAUUUGAAUGAGGCUGAAAAAGUUAUGAUUUAUCUUGUGGAUUCAGAGGAUAAGUUUUAAAUUUUUGGAUACAUUAUCAUUAAUUUUGCAAGACAUUUGAAUAAAGACUUAUCUAAAAAUUAGGUAUUUCAUAACAUUUCAGGAUAAUAUCCAAUUUAUAAAUACUUCCCAGAAAUGCCUGAGAAUAAGGAAUAUAAAAUUGGAUAUCAGAAUAUCGAAGUAAAUUCAAAAUUUAUACUACUAUAAUAAUAAAUAGAAUUAUGUGCUUAAUUAAAUCAAUCCAAUAACAUUUAAUAAUUAUAACAUAUCAUGAUAAAAGAAUAAUAAUAAUAAUAAUAAUAAUAAUAAUAAUAAUAAUAAUAAUAAUAAUAACAAUAACAAUAAAAUAAAUAGACUUAAUAUCCUUAAAUUAAUGUCAUUUUUCCAACUGAAAAAGAAGCUUGGUUAUAAUAAAAUCCAGAUUAAAAACUAGCUAAUGUUUUAUUUGCUAAUAACCCAUUCCAAAAAAAUGCAGAAGUCAAUCCAAAUAAUUAUUAUUAAGGAAAUAAUUAUAUUGAUCCGGAAUCUAAUAUCAAUUAACAUUAGAGUGAAUAAACCAAUUAAAAUUAAAACUAGUAAAAUGUCAAUAAUGAUGUUUCAAUUUAAAAAAUGAGUCCUUCUAAGUAGGAUUAAAAUUUGAGUGGUUAAAAAACUAAAGUUUAAGGAAAUGUUAAAUUUGUUGAUGAUGUUUCAACUAGAAUAGAAUAGAUAUUGAGUUCAGUUCAUUGUAUUAAUUGUUGUCCCUAAAAGUAGAAAAGAUCUGACUCUGUAUCUAAUCAAUAGAAUUAAUAAGAAAAUAGUAGUAAUAAAAAAAGCCACUCUAUUUCUAAAUAAUAAGAACCAUUUAGAAAUUCUAAGCCUAAUAGUGGACAUUACAAUAAUUCUCCAACUUAAUAUAGAUAUUCCAAUAAACCAGAAAAUACUAAACCUAAUCCACCUAAAUUUAAAUCAAACAGAAAUUAAUCACCUAUUGAACAAGCAGAAAAACCUCAACAUAAAUAAUCUGAAAUCCCCCCUUAAUAAGAACCAGUCCAAAAACCAUUAUAAGUUAAAACAACCUAUCAAAUAGAAACUAGAGGAGUUCAAACUAUAUAAGAGGAAGUCAAGACUCCUCCUUAAAACUAUACAACUUAAAAUUUUAAUUAUGAUAAAUUCUUUGAUUCUUAUCGAAAACUAAAGCUAGAACUAAUUGAUUUUCAUGCUUAUUCUUAAUAAGUGUAAUAGAAAUUGAAUGCAAUAAAUUUAAAUAAUAUUUUUAUUGAUUGCUAAUUCAAAAAUUAACAAAAAAGGACAUUUUUUAAAUCUUAAGGAUAGGAUUUAUAUUCAAUAAAUGAGGCUGUAGAAUUUGAUGUGUUUAUUAAUGAAUCUUCUUUUCAAGAUUUUUAGGUUGAUUAAAUAAAAUUUUUAAUACAAUGCUAUAGAAAACCAGAAAAUUCUGAUGAUCAUAAGUAUUUUAAAAUUACACUCGGUGAAGGUUAAUUUCAAAUAGUUAAAGCAAUUUCAAAUGAGGAGUUUUAUAUCAUAAUCAACACAAAUUUACCUUUCGAUAGAAGCAACACUUCCCAAAAUUCGGGUUUAUAAUACAGCGUAGUAAACAAAGAUUUAUUGAAUGAAUAUUAAAUUCAAUAAUAAAAUAGACUUGGAGAGAUUAGAUUAAAAGCAUCUUUAAUUAGAAAUCAAGAGUAAUAAAAUUUUAUUGAUCAACCAAUCUAUUAUCAUUAUCAUUCAUUUAACCCAACUCUAUUGAUUAGAUUAGGUAAAAUAGUGGGAGUAGAUAAAAUUAAUUGCAGAUUCAAAAUUCCUGGUUCAAAUGAUUUCUUCUAAUCAUCAAUAAAUGAUUCAGUGUAUUUGAAUUAUUAGGUUAUUACUCCUUUAAAUUUUGAUUCGUUCUAAAAGAUUGAAAUUUCUCCUUUCAUCGUUGAAGUAUGGAAAGAAAAGGAGUUGUUGGGUAUGAUUAGAAUACCAUUGAAAUCAAUUCAUGAAAUUCUGAUUAAUGAGGCUUAGGAAUUUAAUGCUAAUAUCUUUAAGAAUAUCUAUCCAUUGAUAAUAUCCGAUGAACAACAUCCAAUUAGAAAGAUUAGAGAUUCUUUACAAGUUGGUUCAAUUCAUGUUUUAAUUGCAUUUGGUAUUCCAGCACAGAUAAACAAAAUCAAAAUAGAAAACAUCUAUACAAAAAGCAUUCAAGAGGUGGGAAAUCAAUAUGAGGAACCAUAAUAAGAAUAGGAAAAGAAAAAAGUUGAUCAAGAAAUUUAAAUGGAAGAAAUUCCAAGAGAACUAACUUUUUAGGAGAGAUAUGAAUAUUUCAAUUUUGAAUUGGUUGAUAAUAUACACUAAUCUAUAAUUGAGGUUUUGUAAUAUCUAAAUAAGAAUGAUAAUUAAUUUUAAAAAAACAUUCCUAAGGGGCAAUUUUUUAGUGUUGAAUAAUUACAAUUCAUCAACAUAACUGAGGAAGCUCUAUUUGCAUUCAUAAGAAUCUUUGAUUUCAAGAAUUAGCAUUCAAUAAAAAAAGAGCAUAUGCUUAAUAGUCUAACUGCAUUCAACAUUUUUAGGCCUAGAAUAUCCGUAGAAGUAAACAAAUAGAUUAAGAAAUUCAUUUAAUAUCUAAUUGAUUAGCGAUAGGAUCCUCUUGAGUAUGUAGGUAAAAUUCUACAAAAGAGUGAUUAUGGAAUAAUGGAAAGAUCAAAAUUAGAGUAAUACAUUCCUGACUUUGAUUUUGAGUUCUUUGGAUAUUUCUUGGGGCAACCUCAGGAUAGAAGAUUGGUUUCAAUUAAAUUAUUAUAUGAAUUAACAUGUUAGUUUGUGUAAUUCAAUUAUGUAAAAUUAGAAGAGAUAAAUGAAUUUUGGUAUUGUUUAGCAAUCUAAAGUUCAAUAUUAUAGAAGGCAUAAAUUAUACAACUAGAUGAAGUGACAAAGUUGACUCUCAAUAUUGAAGAAGUACAAGAAAUGUUUAAUCAAUGCCUAAUUAAUGUAUCAUUUUGGGAAGUGUAUUGUAUAUUCAGAUUCAUUAAAGUCAAGAACAAUAAUUUUGUAUUACAGGAUUGGGAGAUAUAGAAAUCACUAUUGCAAGAUUGGUUUUCGAUCAAAUAAGAGGAAGUUAAACCUCCUGUUGUGUAGAAUAAACCAAAGUAAUUUGAUUUGGAGGAUAAGGAAAAUUAAAAUCAAGAGAAUAAGAACCUUGAAUUUUAUGUGCAUAAAUUUAGUAUCACUCUAAAAGAAAUCUAAAAUUUGAAAUUAUCGAUUCCUUAUGGUACUCAACUUUGUGUUGAAUAUAAAUAUCCGCUAUGUGAAUAAAUAAUCAAAUCAUACCCUUUAAUUUACUCAAAGUAAACUCAAUAUCAAUGUCCUUCAGAGUCUACUUACACAUAUAUUUAAUAAAUUGAACAAAAUACUAAAUUUAUUGAUGUUGUUGACUCAAUAGAAGGAGGUAUAUAUUUUAGACUAAAGACUGAUGAACAAAGCUUGGCUUAAACUUUCCUUUCUUGUUAAGAGAUAGUCAGUUGGAUGGAAAGGAAUUCAGAUUUGGUUAAAGAUAAAGUCUUAGUGUUUAUGCCUGUAAAUGCUAAGCUUAGUUUUAAUAUCAACUAUUCUAGAUAGAAGAUAACUUAAUAAUAACUUUCCUCGAAUCCAGAAUUGUUAUCCAGUCAUAAUCAAACCCAUCAAGAAAUUCAUUUGCCUAAAAGAGUAGGAUUAAAUGUCUAUGCUGAAGUAACUCUAAAUGAUAAGGCACUUAAAUUUGAAGAUAAAAUAAUCAAGGUGGAUAUUUAUUCAGCUGUCAAUUUUACUGCAUAGAUAUCUAAAUAAUAAGGUUAAAAGACUGUUAUAAUAAAUGAAGAAAAACAAUUGUAAGUUGAUAAUGAAUUGAUCUAAGCGUUAUCAGCAUAAUAAAUGAUCAUACAAGUGUCGAGCAAUACUUAAAAUCUUAUUGGAAAAUGUGAAUUGAUGUAAACUUAAUUGCUAAGAGGGUAAAUUGAAGGUGAAUUUGCGUUAACUAACUCAUUUGGUUUAUUUGUUGGAAUUGCUAAAUUGAAAUGCCAAUUGAAUAAAUACAAAAUUCCUUUGGUUCAACAAUAGGCAAUAUUAAAGGAGAAAGAGUAGGAAGAAAGAUUAAAAUAGAUUACUUGUAUGAUUUCAAUUAGAGAGAUCAUUAUUAACAUUUCUUAAUUGUUAAAACCAGCAGGCAAUGACACUGGUUUUCUGUACUUUGUCUUGAAACUCAAUGGGAAAACUCAUUAAACCAACCCUGAACAAAUCGAUAAAAAGAAAUUGUCCUGUUAAUUGGCAUAGUCAUUCUUAGCAGUGGAAAUGCAAUCUUAUUAGGAGUUAACAAUAACUGUAUAUUUUAGUAAGAAGAAUGCUGCUAAUCAAUUGAAGGAUGUUAAGUUAGGAGAUUUAAAUAUAAAGUUUAAUCAUUUGACUCAAAGUUAAAUUGAUAGUAGAUUUAUAUGCAUGAAUGAAUAUUUCACAAUUAAUUAUGACUGUUUUAUUAGCAGAGUCGGCAUUAAGCUGAUGUUAAUUAAUGAGUAUGAGGAAAUGAUUCCAAAUUUUGUGAAAUUUUAUUCCUAAAAUCAAAUAUAUGGUUGCUAGAAAUUGAAUGAAUUGCAAUAGAAUUAUAAGAUUGACAGAUAGCUAUAUGAAUACAUUUCGAAAUUAGUUAAUAACAACGAAUAUGCAUUUCUGAGUGAUCAGAUAGGAUAUCACUUCAAUAAAUAGAAUUUCUUCUUGUCAGAGUAAAAUUUAACAUGGGACUUGAUUGAAGAAGUAUAUAAAUUAUCUAAUAAUGGGUUUAUGGAGGAGAAGAAGGCAAAGCAAUUGUUAGAUUCCUUUUACAUAGUAAAUUUCAGUGAGAAAUCAUAUUCUCUAUUCACAAAACCCAAUGUGUUUGACAAGAAUGGUUAUAAAUAUUUAAAUCAAUUUGACUUUUCAGUAUUCCUAUCAAAAAUUAAUUUGAAUAUUGAGGUCCAAUAAAUAAAUGAGAUAGUAAUACAAAUAGUAAGGGCUUAAAACUUACAUUUAUUGAAUCAAAAUAAGGCUCCCAAUCCAGUUAUUUAAAUGGUGUUGGGAGAUUAAUCAUAUAGAACUCCAGUGCAAGUGAGAGAAAGCAAUCCGACUUACAAUUAUUGUUUUAGUGUAGGGUUGGAAGCUAAUUGUAAUUUGGAAUUCAGAGUUCUGAAUUCAGGAGCAGAGAGAGAGAUCUUGGGUUCAUGUUUUAUGAAUAGUAGUGAAUUAAUAAGAUUACACGAGAAACAAUCAAGUGAGGAGAUUAAAAUGUACAUUCAUGGAAGCAAGGCUUAGGCAUACUUAGUGGUGAAGGUGGGAACAGGUUCGAAGACUUUGUAAACAUUGGAAGAAGUUUAACAUUAUUAAAUAGAAGAUGUGGAUUUGGAGAGAAUAAGGGCAAUAAUUGGAAAAAAAUGA